AUAUCGUAAUGAUGUGUUCAGGGAUGUGUUGAUGUGUGUCUUCUCUGUCGAUUAACGUAAUCAUAUAUGAUUAUCCCCAUGACAACACAUGACAAAGCGAGCAAUGGUACAAGUGUAUGGCGUCCACAAAUGGCAAAGUUUAAUAUAUGAGUCGAGUGUUUGACAUGGCUGUAAGAUGUGAAUCUGAUUCGUUGACUUCUAAUUUUGUUGAACUGUUGUGAUUGUUGAGAGAGAUCUAUAAUGGUAUUCAAGAUGUGUGUUGUGAAAUUUGGCUGAAUGGUUUCCCUGCUACUAUCUCCUGGUCUGCCCAGGAGAAUUCUCCCCUUUGCUGUCUUUCUCACAGCCUUCACGGUUGUCAUGACAAUACUCUUCUUGUCCUUUGAUUUAAAAGCCCCCAAACAUCGUGAAUUGUUCAACUUCACCCGAGAUCUUGACUUCAGUAGUGUUGGUCAAGACAAUCCUCAAUUCAUAGCCUAUGUAAGGGCAGUUCAUUUACAGUCACCACCUAAUUCAGUGAGAGUGGUGGAAAAAUUUAAUAUUAAUCAUCAGACUUUGUUGGUGGCCAGUAUACUCAAUAACAAAAUUACUUUCCGCCAAAUAUCAGCGAGUGAUGGGGGUGAUGAUGGACUUUCUAAUUUCACUAGAGUCAAGUGUUUCCCAUUAUAUUCUUUGCUCCUUGCAGCAAAGAUGACAGAAGUGGAUUAUUUGAGUUUGGAUGCAGAUGGUGCUGAAGUGGAGGUUUUAAAAACUCUUCCAUUAGAGCAUGUUGAUAUAAAUAUCAUUAGUGUGGAGAAAAAAGUCAACAAAUCUGACUUGAUGAACUUUAUGACAGUCCAUCACUAUGAGCUUAUUUAUGAAUUAUCAGAUGUGUAUAUUUUCAAGAUGAAUAGACUAGAAUUGCUGAGCUCACCAAGGGCCAGUGUGUAGAACGUAAAGACUUGAGAGCAGCAUUCUUGUUGUUUUUGUGGAAUGCUGAAAUGCAGAAAGCUUAUUUUCACUUCCGUGGAAGUUCUCCUUGUAAGGACAAAGUCAUGUUAAUAAUAGUGAUUCAUAAGUAUUUUGAACCCUGGUAAUACCAGCCUAAAGUUAAGUUGAAGAACAGGCCCCCUGCAACAGGGGCAAUGUCCAUAGCCUUGGUCACAUUGUCCAGACUGCGUACAUUAGUUUCUUCGAUUCAGAACAUGCAACAUCAUUUCAGCAAUUUCUUCAAAUGUCCAGAGUUUUUGAACCAUGUAAUCAUUGUUAACUCUUCCUCUACAUCAGGAAAAUACCUGACUUAAUAAUUACUGAAGAAAAUGAAAAAUUGAGUGGAGAAGCAGAAGAGACUUCUCUUCACUGUCCCUUGACAUUUGUCACAAGAAAAUAUUUGUUUUUGUUGAUGACAAAUGCAAUGAGUUGUUAAUAAGCAUUCUCUGUGCUUACUCUGACCAUAAUUUUAAUCAACUCUAUUGAAUUGUGACUGGUGUAAAGUAUUGUAUUAGGAAAAUUCUGUUAGAGAAUUGAACCAGAGUAUUAAAAUAAACAUUGAACUGGACUCUUUAAUGAAACUUCCAAAGACUUUUUGCUAUUGUACCACCAAAAAGUUUCAAGUGGCCUUAUCGUUUAUAGAAGAAAAGACUGCAGACUAAUUACAUUAAUUUAUAGUAGUAGUUUGAAGAUGUGUUGCAUUUCUACAUUUUUAUACUGAAAGAUAUUUUAUAGUUUCCAUAUUUGCAAUGAAUCUAUUGCAAGUAUUCUGUGAUAUUAAUUUUUUUCUUUUCAUAGUUGUAACUACACUUGAGUCAAUUACUAUUGGUUUUUUGUGUUCAAAGUGUGGCUAUUAAGUUGUUUAAAAGAACACUAAUGCCUAUGUUCAAUUUAAAUAUUCACAUUCUUAACCUUUAAAGAUGGAAUGCCAUCUUCAGAUGUCAUAUUCAUUCCAUCUGUAUUCGCGGGAAGCCAUACCUAGACAUCUGAGAUUUCCUUUGUGCAUUGGAAUGCCAUGUCGAGACAGGAAGGUCUCUUCAGCAGUGCACUAAGCAAGCUCUCUGCUUCUGUGCUCAAACUAGAUCCUAUGUUAAAAAGUUAGUGUACUCACAAAAGACAUUAUAAUCAUUAUAAAAAACAAAAUAAAUAUUAAAGAAAUAAUAAUAAUAAAAAUAAUAAAACAUAUUUAUCUGAAAUUCAUGGAACAAAAACAUUUCUGCUGAAAAAAUCAACAGUUAUAAUAAAAGAUUAGUACAAAAUAUUUGAGAUCAUAUUGUUCAAUAUAAAAAAAAGCCAAUUUCUUUAAGAUAUCUCUUCUAAUUUCUUAGUUGUUAGGUUACUCGUGGAGCAAAUGCAUGUUGUAAUGUAGCAUAAUAAAUACAGUAAAAGAGUCUUCACUAUAAUUUCUAUGAAACUGUGGGUCACACAGUUGUGGCACUAGAAAGAAUUACUUAUAAUUCAAAUUCUUCUGUUGAAUUUUGAACAUGCACUCUUUGGUUGUGGAUGCCUAAGGUAACUCUCAAUUCAAUAUAUGCAAGCAUCAUCACAUUGCAAUCUCUAAUGCAUCUAGCAUCACAAGAGGAACCAGCCAGAAAACCAAUUCCCUGUCAUAUCACCUCGAGUUGUGUAUUGUCUUGAUAAUUAUUAAAAUAAAAUCAUGAUGCUUUAUGCAUGAUAAUUAUCAAAAUUAAAUUGACAUAGCAAAAGUACAGAAUUAAAUGCAGUAGUCAGUAUUCAUAUUAUAUUUAUCAUGGUAGUUUCAUGACUAAUUUAGUCAAAAAUAACAUCCAAUGAUCCCAUACACAUAAUAAGUUCCUCACAAUCUCUCUUAGCAACUUUGUUUCCUGUCAUUGGAAAAUAAAAAGAAGUUUCAUAUUUUAAAAAUAAAUUAUCAUAAUAAUAUGAAAAGAUGUAAAUAAUACUUAACAAUCACUGGCAAAAUACUGCAAAUUAUUAAAAUGCUAUUAUUUCUUUGAACCUUUUAUAUUUUCUUUGUAAGAAAUUAAAGUAUGGUAUAUAAUCACAAAAUUUCAAAAUUUUACAUUUUUCAAUUAAAAGCUUUUUUAAGACAUGAACUUAUUAUUAAUAUGCCAUUGGAUAGAUUUAAUCUAUAAGAAAUGAGAAUUAUAAUUUGGAAUAUAUAGUUUGGAAGCUUGUAUUUUACAACAUGCUUAUGAAAAGACGAACGAUAAUUUCUGAGUGUCAGAGACUUAAUUUUUAUCUUCAAUGAUGUGAUGAUGUUUUAUUAGAAUUCUCAAACUGCUUAUAAGAAGCUUCAAUGUAGAACUAGUGCUCUAAUAGAUUUACUAUAGCACUAAAUGAAACACAUUUGCAAGAACCAUGAAAUUCUAAUCAUGUUUCCACAUCAGAAUUGUUUCAUUUGUAAUGAUUAUCCCAUUUAUUAGUGUGAAGAAUUUCUGAGAACUUUCAGUUUCUUCAAUUUAUUUGUGUGAAAUCAUGAUGCUCUGAACCGUAAAAUUUUUUCGAAUGUUUGUUCUGAGCUUGGAUUCAGUUGCUUAACUAAUCAUUUGCUGCAAGAGGAAAAUUACACAGAAAACCUAGUCAUCUUCAGUACUAGUCUGAGCAAGCAAAAUGAAACAGAUGUUGAAAGCUGUAAAAUAUAAAUUUUAUUAAUGGACAAGCCCCAUUCAAUUAUUCAUUUUUAUUGAUCAAAAUUACGUUGAACAGUAAAGCAAGAAUCUUUAAGCUAAAAAUAUGCAUAAGUUGAGAUUGUGAGAAUAAUUAUCUUGACAGUUUUCUUUGUGAAUUAUUAUAAUAAAUCUAUUUACAAUAUUUGAGAUAUAAUUAUGUAUAGAAACUAUUAAAAUUGGAGAAUACCAAUGUGCUUCAAAUGUACUAAUUUUGGAUUUUAUAACCUGUGUUGCUUAAUAUUUAGAUGUGAUGCAUCAUCAAUUUUUUAAAGAAAUAAAGUGCAGUUUGGUACUAAAAUUAUCUGCUGUUACAUGUAGUAUUCAAAAUAAAACUUUUCUUCUGGCUAAAUUAUUUCUUUAUAUGGAAAAAUACAAUAACAUUAAUUUUGAAUAAAGUCUUUGGGAAAGCCUCCCAAAGCCUCCGUCCAUGUAUGCAUUCCUUUGAGUUUGCAAAUAAUACUCAGUGAAUAUAUAUUUAAUGUAAUUUGAUGUUUAUAAUUCUGAUUGUUAAGUUCUCCUUGUAUAUAUAUGUACCUGCCUUGUUUAUUUGCUAUUUUGUGAAUAAAAAUAAUCUGAUUGAAAUUUAGC
Gryllus bimaculatus (two-spotted cricket) is the source of this 4205-nucleotide messenger RNA. NCBI's taxonomy places the organism in Eukaryota, Metazoa, Arthropoda, Insecta, Orthoptera, Gryllidae. The record is from the annotation of a GenBank genome assembly.